AUGGAUGCAGUUCUUCUGCAGAUGGCUGGCUUGGACGUAUCUGCUAUCGACUUCUUCUCUGUAUCCCUCAGCGUUACGCACCUUCAAGAUCAAUUCAAUAAGUUUACUCAUGAUAUUGUGCUUCCGACCGCUGGGAGCGGAAGUGGCCCCUCGUUUGUAACCUCGCUUGUCGCCGUCCUCGACCUCGGCGCUGGAUUCGUGCAAAACUUCAAGCAAUUCCUCGCGCUCCAAUCCCUCUUCGGUGUUGGCAUGGGUGGAAUCUGGGGUCUAGCGGCAUUGAGUUGGUGGGGAUGGUGA
This is a messenger RNA of Laccaria bicolor S238N-H82, 297 nucleotides long. RefSeq lists its product as uncharacterized. The coding region runs from base 1 to 297 and encodes 98 amino acids. The record is from RefSeq and is a predicted model, not a curated record. The transcript is spliced from 3 exons. Lineage: Eukaryota; Fungi; Basidiomycota; Agaricomycetes; Agaricales; Hydnangiaceae.